This is a messenger RNA of Neolamprologus brichardi, 4683 nucleotides long. The record is from RefSeq and is a predicted model, not a curated record. Lineage: Eukaryota; Metazoa; Chordata; Actinopteri; Cichliformes; Cichlidae.
CAAGCGCUCACUCAAGCUACGGUUUGGAUAGCUACCGAUGCCCCCAGUUGCCGCCCUGCAUCGCCCCGAGCGACUUUUAUCCAGCCACGAAGCACCAAGUCUUGGCCGAUGGCGUUCAGGAGGGCUCUGAAACGGACGGCCCUUGUAGGUGGUGGGGCGGUUGCCACAGCGUUUGGCCUGUCACAGCUGAUCGAGUACAGAAAGACACAGGCUCGGUUGGCCCAAGUGGCGGCAGAAGCAGAGCUGAAGGUUCCCUUCGUCAAUGAGCUCCCCUCUCGGCAGGCGCAGCUCGCAGCGCUGACAAACACAGAGGAGUUCGACGUUCUGGUUGUCGGAGGAGGGGCCACGGGGGCAGGAUGUGCCUUAGACGCUGUCACACGCAACCUUAAGACUGCUCUCGUCGAGAGAAGCGACUUCUCUUCUGGCACGAGCAGCCGAAGCACCAAGCUCAUCCACGGUGGAGUCCGCUAUCUGCAGAAGGCCAUCAUGAAGCUGGACUAUGAGCAGUACAUGAUGGUGAAAGAGGCCCUCCAUGAGCGAGCCAACCUGCUGGAGAUUGCACCUCACCUGUCUGCGCCAUUACCCAUCAUGCUUCCUGUUUACAAAUGGUGGCAGUUGCCUUACUACUGGGCAGGGAUCAAGAUGUACGACUUGGUGGCAGGGAGCCAGUGCCUGAAGAGCAGCUACGUCCUCAGCAAGACGAAGGCCUUGGAGCUCUUCCCCAUGCUGAAGAAGGACAAGUUGGUGGGGGCCAUCGUGUACUACGACGGUCAGCACAAUGAUGCCCGUAUGAACCUGGCCAUCGCCCUCAGUGCCGCCCGCUACGGCGCCGCCAUCGCAAACUACACCGAGGUGAUUCACCUGCUGAAGAAAAAGGACCCACAGAGCGGCAGAGAGAAGGUGUGCGGUGCCCGCUGCAGGGACGUCAUCACAGGGCAGGAAUUUGACGUGAGGGCCAAGUGUGUGAUCAACGCCACCGGACCGUUCACAGACGCUCUGAGGAAGAUGGACAACCAGGAGGCCUCGAACAUCUGCCAGCCCAGUGCUGGAGUUCACAUCGUCAUCCCCGGAUACUACAGUCCUGACAACAUGGGUCUCCUCGAUCCAGCCACCAGCGAUGGUCGUGUCAUCUUCUUCCUGCCGUGGGAGAACAUGACCAUCGCCGGAACAACCGACACCCCCACUAGCGUGACAGCCCACCCAAUCCCAGGGGAGGACGACAUCAACUUCAUCCUGAGGGAGGUCCGCAAUUAUCUCAGCCCUGAUGUAGAAGUGCGUCGAGGAGACGUGUUGGCAGCGUGGAGCGGCAUACGUCCCCUAGUGACGGACCCCAGCUCCAAAGACACCCAGUCCAUCUGCAGGAACCACAUCGUCAGCAUCAGUGACAGCGGACUGGUCACAAUCGCUGGUGGGAAAUGGACCACCUACAGAUCUAUGGCUGAAGAGACCCUGGACUCAACAAUUAAGGCCCACGGCCUGCCAGCUGACUCCUGCAAGACUGUUGGUCUGAUGCUGGAGGGAGCCAAGGGGUGGACGCCAACCCUUUACAUCCGCCUGGUGCAGGACUACGGCCUGGAGAAAGAGGUCGCUCAACACCUGGCCUCCACGUAUGGGGGAAGGGCAUUCGACGUUGCCAAAAUGGCUCAGGUUACUGGGCAGAGAUGGCCGAUCGUCGGGAAAAGAUUGGUGUCUGAAUUCCCGUACAUCGAGAGCGAGGUGCUAUAUGCGAUUAAGGAGUACGCCUGCACCGCCAUCGAUGUCAUCGCCCGGCGAACUCGCCUGGGCUUCCUGAAUGUGCAGGCGGCUGACGAGGCGCUCCCACGUAUCGUCCAGAUCAUGGGCAAAGAACUGGACUGGAGUCAGGAGAAGAGGACGGAGGAACUCGAGUCUGACAGGUACAAGAAGCGUUUCCAUAAGUUUGACAAAGAGAGCAAAGGAUUCAUCACCACUGUUGACGUCCAGCGAGUUUUACAGAGCAUCAAUGUGCACAUUGAUGAAAACGCGCUCCAUGAAAUCCUUAAUGAAGUGGACCUCAACAAGAACGGACAAGUCGAAAUUGAUGAAUUCCUGCAGCUGAUGAGCGCCGUGAAGAAGGGACACGUGUCGGACAGCCGCCUGGCCAUUCUGAUGAAAACUGCAGAGGAGACUCUGGAUCAGAGGGAACCGGUGUCGGUGGACCGAAGCGGGGGCGGAGUCUGAGUUGGAUGCCAAAAAAAAAAACAAAAAAAAAAACAACCUUUAAAGGUGGUGAUGACACAAAAAAAAUAUGCAAAUGGAGCUAUUUGAAUGACAAUAUUGCAAUCAAGCAUGCAGCCGGAUGAAUUUGGACAAAUCAAGCACUCCUGUGUGUUUUGGGUGAAACGGUAUCUAAUGAUUGAGGCUGAGAUGUGUCUGUUUGUUUCAUCUGUUAUGUCCAAAGUCUUAACAUCUGGUGCCUCAGACCACACACACAACAUUUUAUACUGUCUUUUUACGCAGCACUUUUAAUACUUUGACGUUCUCUUUGUCCAGCACUCCUUGAUUGACGCUGAUUAUUGUGUAAAUACCAUCUUCAGGUGGCUUUGCUUUACGCAACACAAUUUACAGAUAAAUGUGAAGUUUCCUAGAAAAAGAAGGAAAAAAAAGCAAUUUGGUUCCAGGUAUUGAAAACAGAGCACUUCAUUUACGUUUCUCAAAAAUAAUCACCCUUUUAUUAAGUGAAAAAAGGUUUUAGCAGCUGCUUGAGGAAGAUGCUUUCACCUUUUCAGGACGCCCGUUCUAGCUGUUGUUCAGUCAUCGUACGUUAGCUGUAUCAGUCAACUCGUAUAUGACUAAAUGGUUGACAGGAUGCGAGCAGCAGAAUAAAAAGAAAAGAGAACUUGAAUGUGCCACUUCAGCCAGAAGAGGCGAAUAUGCGAGGCUGAAGAGGAAGAAAGCGGGUAUUUGAUAAUUGUAGUGGCAAUUUAAACCAGUUUUGCUACCGAGGCGCUGCCAGAGACGUUUAAUUGGUGAGGUCUUGAUUGUCCGUUUCUAAAGUUAUAGUUCAGCUCGGGCAAAAUGUCCACAUGAAUCAACUACAAUCAAACAAAAUCCAUUUGUGUAUCCAAUAUAUAUCCAUUAAAUCUAGAGCGGGAAGAAUCGAUACAUUGUAGUAUCACAGCAUUUUGUAUGCUGAUGUUGUAUCGAUACAGGGAGACCAAACAUCUGUACUUUAUUAGAAAAUUAAAAUACAACCGAUAUGUGAUUUUCAUUCAUUUUAACAGUUAAUAUAUUACAAGAAAAACAGACUGAUAGCAAAUUGACUCUGUCUUUUUUUAAGAUUUUAAUGACAACUUUAUCUUAUUGUUCAAAGCAUACUGAUAUUGACAAAUAUUGAGGACAUAAGUAGUGAUAGUUUGUCACUGCUGUAAUUAAUUUAGUUUUAUUUAUUAGUUUUAAUUUAGUUUUACAUAGCACAAAAUCACAAGAACGGUAUUUUAUACUGUAAACACUCUAUAAUCCAUCUAAUAAUCCAGUCACCAAUCAAACGACCCCCUAUGAGUAAGCACUUGGUGACAGUGGAAAGGAAAAACUUCCUUAUUAACAUGAAAAAAAAACCUUGGCUAGCUUGGCUUAGCUUAGCAUCAACUCUUGAAAAGGUGAAAAAGGCUAGUUUCUGUACUUCCAAAGCUCCUUGUUUAUUCUGGAGAUUUUUAUUUGUGCAAAAGUUAAAGAUGACUUGUUUUAGGCAGGAGAAUUUUUUGAAUUUAUUUUAUGAGUGUUGCCAUCAAAUAAGGACAAAAGUCACCUCCAGCUUUUUGUAAAACUGGGCCUUUUAGCAUAAGAGCUUUAACAUAAUAUAGUGUUUAAAUGGAGCCGCUCUUAUUUUUUCUUUUUUCUUUUUUAAAAAAAGAGAACAUUUUUAUUUUAAUUAGCGCCAAAUUUCCUUUUUUUUUUUUUAUAAUUUUUCUUCAAGGAAACUUCCUGGUAAUAAGUGUUGGACCUUUAGACAAAACCUCAGUGAUAGUUUCUGCGUGUCCUCUGAUCUGUUAAAAGCACAAGUCAGGUGACGUUAAACAUAUUUAAAGUAUUUCUUCAGCCAGGUUUUUGGGUUUUUUUCCUCUCAGAUGAGUUAUUUUUAGGCUCAUCUGGGAUCUGCUGUGUUUUCCAUCUAUUGCACUACUUCCAUUACUGAGGUUUACAUGACGAGGUUUCCAUCUUCAGCGCAACUGUUUUAGGACGCUGUCACUCUGAUCUCCUCGUGUAUAUUUUUUAUAAUUAUUUAUUCUUUUAUUAUCCGUGUCAUUCUGCUCUUUCUGAGAUUAAACAGGAAAUUAUAAAAAAAAAAGGAUUUCAAAGGAACUAUGAGUUAUUUUUACUGGCUAUAAGAUUGAAGUUUGUUUUGUUUCUGUGCUUGAGGUCGAGAGCAAAGACCUGAAUUAACGCUGUAUUAACGCACAUCCACCAAACUGUUGUGUAAUCCUGCAUGCAAGCUGAUGAUUUUUUUUAAUCAUGUAUCUGACGGAAAUGAGAUGUUUUUAAGUGUGGCAUGCUUCGUGUGCAGACUUUGUCUGAGUGCAGUCGAAAGACAGUUCAUUGUAUGAAUGUAUGAUGUGCCUUGUUCUGCCUAUAACAUGACACUCAGUCUUCUUUUUCACAAAGCUACAUGAGUUAAAACAUGUUGAAAAUGUAAAGACAUUUAUAAAACAUUUAUUACGUGAAAAA